Messenger RNA from Kickxella alabastrina, 2112 nucleotides. RefSeq names its product XRN 5'-3' exonuclease N-terminus-domain-containing protein. The record is from RefSeq and is a predicted model, not a curated record. Gene Ontology annotation, biological process: nuclear-transcribed mRNA catabolic process. The coding region runs from base 57 to 1937 and encodes 626 amino acids. Lineage: Eukaryota; Fungi; Kickxellomycota; Kickxellomycetes; Kickxellales; Kickxellaceae. Gene Ontology annotation, molecular function: 5'-3' RNA exonuclease activity; RNA binding. Gene Ontology annotation, cellular component: nucleus. The transcript has 7 exons.
UUUUUUUAACAAAUAUAUUUUUAUUUUCUCACCUUGACAAAAUUCCAUUUUGCAAAAUGGGCGUUCCGGGACUUUUGCGAUGGCUGCACCAGCAUUUCCCCACCGCGUGCCGCAUAAGCAACCUCAACAGCACGCUCCACCAGGGUGGACGUCAAAGCAAUGGCGACUUCAACACGAUCGUAGCAGCGAUAGAGCAAAUCGUACACAAAAUCCGACCCCAAAAUCUCUUGUUCCUAGCUAUCGACGGCGAACGACUGCAACGCGAAAGACGCUCUCGGCUGGCCACCUCAAGAACAACCUCAAAGGCGGCGUUCAACGCAUACACGAUAACACCCGGAACACCAUGGAUGCGAAUGUUUGAGAUUCACUUGGUCCGAUUUAUUGAGGAAAAGCUUAGGUUUGAUCCGGAAUGGCGAGGCCUGAAUGUUGUGUUUUCAGGAUGCCAGGAUCCUGGGGAGGGCGAGCAGAAGAUUAUGGAAUAUCUGAGAGCCAAAGGAAAUGGCGAACGGCACUGUGUGUGCGAGCGGCAGAGUGGAGAGAAUUGCUCGUACACCUUGGUGGAGAUCGACGAUCUGGCAGAGCGGAUUUCCAAGAGGUACUCUCCCUCAGAUGACGAGGAUACAGAUAAGAGCGACGAGGGAAUUGAUCGCAACAACAAGGGCAUUGAUCACAAUGUGCGGCGGAGAGACCGACUCAUCGAUGAUCUUGUCUUCAUGACAUUUUUUGCUGGCAACGAUUUCCUACCCCCGGGCCCAUUCAUCAAGGUGGCCUCGGACGCCCUUUGUAUCCACGAUCUUUGGAUGCUCUACGCGCGGCUGCCUGCCAAAUAUCAUCGGAAUCUACAUGAUCGCGGGGAGCUUUUGGCCCUGCUUAGCGCCGAUGGCGAGGAUCGCGCGUUCCGCAAUCAUGUUGGUGCCACCGCGCUGGAUCGCAAAUCACUGCCUCCCGCCUGCGGCGCAUGGAAUGGAAUACUCAGCGCACAGACCUUGAGCGCACCCCGCCGCGGUCAAACAGCAGAGGCGGAACGCCAAGCGAAAGAAAGACAAUGGCCGGUUGAUCCCUUACGUAUGGACCGGCGACAUGGAAAUCUGUCUGAACUGGAUCUCGCCAGCGACUUGGCGUGGACACUUGGAACUCAGCCCUUGGGUCCUGAUGCGGAUGUUGAAUACAAUUCCCCUAAUCUGCCCAGCCUGGUGUCGUCUGCCUUGGCCAUGGCUGCGCUGGUCAACGCCAAUAUUGUCGGAUCGAUUGCAGCACAGGCUGCGAUGAUCGAGGUUGAUAGGGGCCUGGGCAAUAGCAGAAUAAAAUGGCUGCAGUCAUUUGCCCGGUCUCUCCAUCUCGAGUGCGAAGUGCGCGGGUUGUCGGAUCCACUCUACCAAGCGGAAUGCAAUCGCUGGAAAAAGCGGCGGACGCACAGCCGAGCGGAUGCCGUUGAAAAAAAUAGCGCGCCGGCAAUAGCUAUCGUGCUCGGUGACUUCAAGCUAUGCCCGCCGACGCACAUAAUCACGGUCACGGCCAAAUUCCCCACGGUCCAAACAUAUAACGAGCCAAUAGCGCUGGUCAGCGACUCCGCCUGGGACACGCUGCUGAUUGAUGGCCGGACCGAGCACCGACGCAGUCAGGAGCUGUUUGCCUGGAAGUCCAUGUUCUACCGCCAGCACUAUCCAAAGAUGAACCCGGCUAAUUUCAUAUACUGCCUCUGCAAACACUACGCUGAGGCCUGGGAUGGACGGCGCUUCAGCAGCUGGGAGUUCUCCUGGCCAAACGAGAUUGAGUCGUCGUUUAGUGGUGUGGCGCCGCUGGAGUCUGAUUUGCUAGUGUUUUUGGACGUCAACAGCCACAGUGAUCGGUGGGACUGCGUGCCGGUGUCUGAGGCGAAUCCGCCGUUGCUGAGAGAGCACCUGCUGUGUGUGAUGCCCAAGGACUCGUGGCAGUGAUGAGCGAGAAGGAGCGGGAGAUGGCGCAGAUGCUCAGCCAAAAUCAGUAUUCGGAUGUGGCGCGCAUGCAGGUGCGCAAUUUGCUUGUUGGGAGGGACCGCGGCGAUGCUCCACUGGUGUACUUUUGGUACUUGUAAAAAUAAAAUUUUCAUUAGUAAAUUUUAUUGGUAAAUUU